Hyalella azteca is the source of this 1495-nucleotide messenger RNA. RefSeq lists its product as uncharacterized. NCBI's taxonomy places the organism in Eukaryota, Metazoa, Arthropoda, Malacostraca, Amphipoda, Hyalellidae. The record is from RefSeq and is a predicted model, not a curated record. The annotation marks the transcript as partial. The transcript is spliced from 7 exons.
AUGGGUGACAACGUUAUCAAGUAUCCCCAGGGCGCUAUAGUCGAAGUGGAGGCGCAUAACGUGUUGCAGGUUACAACGGGUGACGUUUUACUAGUUAUAGCUGAGCAGACCGACCCCCAGUGGGUGUACUGCAGAAACCUUUUGGGGGCAGCAGGUUACGUCCACUGUAACCUGCUACGUUACAGCAGCAGUGGAUGCGACGACUACUGGGACGACACGUCUGAUACAUCAGAGUCACUAGAUGAAAGUGACGAAGGAAGCAUGAUGGAGGAUUUGGAUCAAAGUUCACUGCCGGACCUCCACGCCAGGAACUUCGCCAGGAUGAUGGAGAUCCUGAAGGCCUUAAAACACAAGGCCAUGGGAAGACAGGGGAAUGGUGAAGACGGGGUAAACGAAAAAGAAAUUAUUGAGCAAGGAAUAUCUGCACAAGAAAUAACGAGGGAUGAAUUGUUCGAUGGACAAACAAGAAAUGGCAGCGAAGAUAACAAAAACAGGGAUGAAGGCAAAGGAAACGAAAGGGGCUUUAGAAGGGCAUUGCAGUGCACGCCAAACAACGCCAAGAAGAUCGCUAAAAGUCUGUACGAACUCUCCGUGCGUUCAAAAAACAUGUGCACGAACUUCCUCAGGGAGUUCACGAUCAGCAAAUACGGAUAUGAGCCCUUGCCGUCUCUCACUAGUACUCCUGCUACUUCGCUGUCCGGCCGCUACAAGACAUCCACUAGUGGAAGCUACAGCCCCAACCCUUCCUCUAAUAAAAGUUACAGCCAUAACCCCACUAGGGCUAGAAAUAGCAUGUCCAACCUUUUCUCGGCUGAUCCACAAACCCAGGUUCCAGUAUAUCAAAGUCACCGAUCAAAAUAUAUACAAAAUUUUGACGAUGUCCCUAACCCUCCUCGGGCGGAGGAAUAUAACCCUCACCGUCAUCAGUUGCAAGACUACGACCCUAAUCCCUAUGGCUUGGAGGAAUAUAACCCAAACCCUCAUACCUCCCGCAACGACAAGUCUUCCCCCGCCUACGCCAACUGCCCAGCGGGUAACACCUUCUUGGCGGCGGGCUGCAGCGACCCCACGUCCGCCCCCGACCUCCCACGGGACGGAGCACUCCGCCCUCCAGGGCAUCAGAACUGGCGGCACAGCGGAGCUGUCAACCUAGACACUCUACAUACCGAAACCCAGCUGCAGCAGAAGUCAACUGAAAUUUCUGGAAAUAGUUUGAGCCAGCUUAAUCAUGUGCAGCUGCAGAACGAAGAAUGGUAUCACGGCACCAUAACACGGCAAGACAGCGAGGCGUUACUCGCGCUGUCCAGCGUGCCGUCCAAAAGUUUCCUUGUGCGCUUCUCGAGCAACACAAACUGCUACGUCAUCUCGUACAAGGAAAGGUCCCCUAUCUCCACCCCCAACAUCCACCACACCAACAUCAAGCAGCAGGGGCGACGCUACCACGUCUGGGGGAACCUAAGUCCAUUUGUAGUGCAGAGCGGAGUCAAGUCCAUUU